This is a messenger RNA of Metarhizium acridum CQMa 102, 1392 nucleotides long. The record is from RefSeq and is a predicted model, not a curated record. Lineage: Eukaryota; Fungi; Ascomycota; Sordariomycetes; Hypocreales; Clavicipitaceae.
AUGUCAAGCAACAUAUGGAAGGAGCCUGCACUCUCAAGCCCCAUCUCAAUGUUUUUAUAUGUUCUCAAAUACUUCUUUGGGCUUCCUGAGCACGUCGUGUCCGUCUACCGCGCCGACGACUCCGGUCCUUUCCCUACGCCAUAUGUGGGCGGCAAUGUUCGGCCCCAAGACCGUGUCGACCACAUCACGCACCAUGGCUUCCUACGCGCCCUGAGCGGUCCCGGUCUGUUGCCGACGACCCGGCGAUACAUGAGCGCAUUAUCAGCCAGGGUGGAGGAGAGAAGCUUCUCAAGAGAGUGGACCGAGGUCGCAGAUUUGUCCACUUUCUUCCAAGAUGUAGCUGGUUCUUCCCUUGUUGAAUGCAUAUACGGUCCAACGAUGCUCCGGCUCAACCCGAAUUUUGUGCAACAUCUUUGGGGCUUUGAUGCCAGCGUUCCGUGGCUUGCUAGAGGACUGCCGUCAUUCAUCAGUCCAUUGACACAUGAGCCCCGUCAAAAUUGCGUUAACCAGCUGAAACGCUGGUAUGAAUACGCCAGGGAGCAAUUUGACGAGCCGAGCAUUAGUCCUGAUGGAGAUGGAGAUCCAUACUGGGGGUCGAAUCUUACGAGGUAUCGACAGGACAAGCUAUUAGCAGUCAAGAACCACGACGACGACGCCCUUGCGAGAAUGGAUCUUGGGUUGGCAUGGGGUGCUGUCGGAAACACUGUUCCCUGCGCCAUGCUCUGUGUCUUUCACAUCUUCAAGGAGCCUGUCCUCCUUGAGCGCGUCUGUAACGAGGUCGAGGGCUCUUUCGGUCACCAACGCUUGGCAGAAAUAAGUCCUAACAAGCUUACUAGAGUGCCACUGCUUUCUUCUGUCUAUGCUGAGGCUCUCCGUCUCUGCGUCAAGACGUACUUCAUGGUCAGCUCGCCACAUGUGGAUGUCCACUUGGGCCGAUGGAAGCUUCCCAAGGGUCGUAUCGGCCUCAUGAAUGCAGGUCUAUCGCACAUGGAUGAUGCAUUCUGGAACUCGCGCGAUGGCGAGCACCCAGUCGCUUCAUUUUGGGCUGAUAGGUUUAUAAUUGACCCAGCAGACCCCCAGAGUGGUCCUGUGGCAGCCCAUGUGCGUGAGUCUGCCGACUGGGCGGGACCGAGGCGGAUGGAUGAUGGGCAGGGAGGCAUGAGCAAAAAUGCAUUUUUCUCUCUGGAUGGGACAGAGGGGUCCUGGUUUCCUUAUGGAGCACUCUUUUCAGGUGGUCACUCAAUCUGCCCAGGACGCUUUCUGGCUAAGCGUGUAAUCCUGUUUACCUGUGCUCUGCUAGUUAGAGAUUAUGAUAUCGAAAUCUUCACUGAGAUGAAUACGUGGACGUUUUGGCUUGGCGUGGGAGGGCUGAAGUCUGCUGUUCCAUUUUGA